Molecule: messenger RNA, 3251 nt
Organism: Cheilinus undulatus (humphead wrasse)
Lineage: Eukaryota; Metazoa; Chordata; Actinopteri; Labriformes; Labridae
Gene: exoc5
Product: exocyst complex component 5
Exons: 18
Coding region: 170-2296 (708 amino acids)
Biological process (GO): exocytosis; Golgi to plasma membrane transport
Cellular component (GO): cytoplasm; exocyst
Source: RefSeq, a predicted model, not a curated record
AUCCCCACCCUUCGCAGCCCAUACAGGAAGCUGUGCUGCUAAGCUAGCUGUCAACAAAGGGCAAAACUGCACCAUAUCAGUAAAUCCAUGAGGAAGUCGGCAGAAUUGCCGACUGGGAGCCUCUUCCUCUAAAUUUACUUUACAUCGCCGCUGGUUGAAUCUCCUCAACAUGGCAACAACUGCUCAGCUGUUCGAGGAGCCUUUUGAUGCGGAUGAAUACAUUGAAAGGUUGGCAUGGAGGACACCCGGAGGAGGCUCUAAAGGAGGAGCAGAGGCUUUCGACCCUAAAAGGUUAUUAGAAGAAUUUGAGAACCACAUAGAAGAGCUGAAGCAAUUGGAUGAGAAGAUCCAGCGGCGGGUGGAGAAGCUUGAGCAUCAGUGUCAUCGUGAGGCCAAGGAAUUUGCUCACAAAGUGCAAGACUUGCAGAGAAGCAACCAGGUGGCCUUUCAGCAUUUCCAGGAGCUGGAUGAGCACAUCAGCUAUGUUGCAACCAAGGUUUGCCACCUUGGGGACCAACUUGAGGGGGUGAACACACCUCGGCAGAGGGCCGUGGAAGCUCAGCGUCUUAUGACCUACUUCAAUGAGUUCCUGGAUGGAGACCUGCGCAGUGACGUCUUCAACAACCCAGACAAGAUUAAGGAGGCUGCUGAUAUAAUUCAGAAGCUGCAUCUCAUUGCCCAGGAGCUGCCAUUCGACAGAUUUGCAGAUGUCAAGGCAAAGAUUGCAAGUAAGUACCAUGACCUGGAGAGGCAGCUAAUCCAGGAGUUUACUGCUGCUCAACGCAGGGGUGAGAUUGGACGGAUGCGAGAGGUGGCAGCAGUUCUUUUACAUUUCAAGGGCUAUGCACACUGUGUGGAUGUCUACAUCAAGCAGUGCCAAGAAGGGGCCUACAUGAGGAACGAUGUGUUUGAAGACACUGCAGUCCUCUGUCAGAGGGUGAACAAGCAGGUGGGCGAGGUGUUCAGCAGCCCAGAGACUGUUAUGGCCAAACUCAUCCAGAACAUCUUUGAAAACAAACUACAGGCUCACGUCAGAGAAAAACUGGAUGAAACUCGACACUCAGAUGUAGAACAAUACCUCAAAAACCUCUAUGACCUUUACACCAGGACCACAACAUUGGCCACCAAGCUGACAGAGUUCAACCUGGGCUCAGACAAGCACACAUUUCUGUCCAAGCUGAUAAAGAGCAUCUUCUCCACUUACCUGGAAAGCUACAUAGACAUGGAGAAAGAGUACCUUCGCACUCGAGGUGCCAUGAUUCUGCAGCGCUAUUAUGACUCCAAGAACCACCAAAAACGACCAAUCGGCACUGGCAGCAUCCAGGAGUUGAAGGAGCGAAUCAGGCAGCGCACCAACCUCCCUCUUGGCCCCAUUAUUGAAACCCAUGGGGAGACUUUUCUGUCCCCAGAGCUUGUUGUGAAUUUGCUUCAGGAGACACGUCAUGCGUUUGAGAGAUGCAACAGGCUAUCAGAUCCUUCAGACCUGCCCAAGAAUGCCUUCUCCAUCUUCCUGCUGCUGGUUGAGCAUCUCUGUGUGGAACACAUCGACUAUGCUCUGGAGAUUGGCCUCUCAGCAAUUCCCUCAUCAGAUGCCAAGAACGCCAACCUGUACUUCCUGGACGUGGUUCAGCAGGCAAACUCCAUCUUCCACUUGUUUGACAAGCAGUUUAAUGACCAGCUCAUGCCUCUCAUAAGCUCAUCGCCAAAGUUGGCUGAGUGCCUGCACAAGAAGAAGGAGGUGAUUGAACAGAUGGAAGUGAAACUGGACACAGGAAUUGACAGAACACUGAACUGCAUGGUCGGGCAGAUGAAACACAUUCUAGCGACGGAGCAGAAGAAGACUGAUUUCAGGCCUGAGGAUGAGAACAAUGUCAUGAUCCAGUACACUGCAGCCUGCUCCAAGGUUUGUGCCUACGUCAGUCGCCAGGUGGAGCACGUGCGGAAGUCCAUGGAUGGUAAAAAUGUGGAUACAGUGCUGACGGAGUUCGGCGUCCGCUUCCACCGGCUCAUUCACGAGCACCUACAGCAGUACAGCUACAGCUCCAUGGGAGGCAUGCUGGCCAUCUGCGACGUGGCUGAAUACCGACGGUGCGCCAAGGACUUCAGGGUCCCUCUGGUGCUGCAGCUCUUCGACACCCUCCACGCUCUCUGUAACCUCCUUGUCGUCGCCCCUGAUAACCUAAAACAGGUCUGCUCAGGCGAACAGCUCACCAAUCUGGACCGAAACCUCCUGCACGCUUUCGUCCAGCUCAGGGUGGACUACCGCUCAGCCAGACUGGGCCGACACUUCAGUUAAUGACUGAUUUAUCCCCUCCAUGCCCUCCGUCCAGUAACCCAUGCACCUUGGAGAAACCCAUCCCUGCUUUGGAGAUGAAAUGGCACGGCCCGAGAAUACAGACUUUACUGGGAUGUUUUGGGUCAUCAUUGGGAGGAAGGCCGCUGCUCCUUGAAUGUGGGAAAUGUGCAUUUUGCCUGUUUUCAUUGUGUAUUCCUCCCAAGCUGAAGAAAUGUAUGUCUAUUGGCUAAAGAUAUGUUUUUAAGUACUAAUCCACAUGACUAAAAGUUCUGUAAGUUGAUUUCUGUGAUUAUAUGGAAAAGAAGAUCUUCUGAUUGUGCCAAAUAUAUCAAUUCUGCGGCUGCACAUGUGCAUGGGAGUAGAUCCUAAAGCUGCUAUAAAGGGAGACGGCCAACAAUCACAGUGUAAAGUCAGACAUGCAGUGGCACUUUGUAAGAAAACUGCUCAUUAUAAUGAACUGUAGGGGAUGAGAUAGAGCUUUGUCUGGCUGAGAGAGACACAUGACCACCUCUCUAACCUUAGACCUUCGAUCACAAAGUAAAGGUCAAGAGGCCGUUGAAGAGAAGUGUGAUCGGGGCUCCAAACAGGUCUGAGUAGCUCUCUGGAGGUUUGGGUGGUCCUCCUCUUAGGCUCAGAUGACCGGUGUAAUGGGUCAGUGAAUAUGCGUCACUGUAAUUGCACAGAUCAACACUUGCUCAUCCAGCGGUGCACACAGUCUGAAGCCAUUUUGGGGCUACAUCUGAAGUGUUUCUGGGUCAAGGGACUUUAAAGUCUCAAAGCAGAGAGGACGGUUUCUUCACAGGGGGCUUACUUGAGCCUCUCGCUGUCUUCUGCGCUUAAAAAAAGGAAGGCAGAUUAUGUCCCUGAUGCCUGAACGUUCUCCUACACAAAGCUGCUCCCACUGUACUGCUGUUUACCUUAAUUUGUGACUCAUUAAAGAUGUUGCAUUUUAUAA